Messenger RNA from Amborella trichopoda, 1871 nucleotides. It is a transcript of the gene SR, whose product is annotated as serine racemase. Gene Ontology annotation, biological process: D-serine biosynthetic process. The record is from RefSeq and is a predicted model, not a curated record. Gene Ontology annotation, molecular function: magnesium ion binding; L-serine ammonia-lyase activity; threonine racemase activity. Lineage: Eukaryota; Viridiplantae; Streptophyta; Magnoliopsida; Amborellales; Amborellaceae.
AAAAUGGGGCUCAAAUUUCUCAAAUAUAUACACAGUUUAACGGUGCAUCUGCUCCAUUGCCACUGUAAACCCUAAGCAUUAUUUCUGCAACGAAUCAUCUGGUAUUCAAAUAUCAAUCUUAUCUUUGGGGACGAAUUGCCCAUACAUUGAUCAAGGGCCAGUUAACUUUUACGUUGUUCAUAAAUGCAGAUGGAUGGAGAUAAUUUGUCACACACCCAAAAGAAUUAUGCUGCAGAUCUAGAAUCCAUAAGAGAAGCUAAAACUCGGAUUGGGCCAUACAUACACACCACUCCAGUCCUCACGUCUUCCACGUUGGAUUCUAUCUCUGGGAGAAAAUUGUUUUUUAAGUGUGAGUUAUUUCAAAAGGGUGGAGCUUUUAAAUUCAGAGGUGCUUGCAAUGCUAUAUUUUCACUUCAGGAUGACCAAGCGGCUAAAGGGGUCGUAACGCACAGCAGUGGUAACCAUGCCGCGGCGGUGUCUUUGGCAGCAAAGCUACGAGGAAUACCAGCUUAUAUUGUUAUACCCAAAAAUGCUCCAAAAUGUAAGGUUGAGAAUGUCAAACGUUAUGAUGGCCAUGUUAUUUGGAGCAAGCCCACAAUGCAGUCAAGGGAGAGCACUGCUGCAAAGGUGCAAGAUGAAACUGGUGCCUUGUUGGUUCACCCAUUUAAUGAUGGCCGCAUUAUAAGUGGCCAAGGUACGAUAGCAUUGGAGUUACUGGAGCAAGUACCCAUGGUGGACACAAUAGUUGUUCCAAUAAGUGGAGGGGGUUUGAUUUCGGGGGUGGCCUUGGCUGCCAAGGCCAUGAACCCCUCAAUUCGGAUACUUGCAGCCGAACCUACAGGGGCAGAUGAUGUUGCGCAAUCCAAAGCAGCAGGAAAGAUAGUGACACUGGCUCAAACCCAUACUAUUGCAGAUGGACUGAGAGCUCAUCUUGGUGAUCUAACCUGGCCGAUUGUUCGAGAUUUGGUGGACGAAGUGAUCACAGUGGAGGAAGGUGAAAUUGUGGAAGCCAUGAGAAUGUGUUAUGAGAUACUGAAAGUAGCUGUGGAACCUAGUGGAGCUGUUGGCCUUGCUGCUGUUCUGUCACAGCAAUUUAGAGAGAUGCCAACAUUGAAUCAAUGCAAAAACAUCGUGAUUGUUCUUUCAGGAGGGAAUGUUGAUCUUGAAAUAAUUUGGAAAUCAUUGAGCCUGCAAAGCUGAUACCCAUAUUGAGCAUCACUGUUUUUUUUGUGUGGCGGUAUUCCAAAUAGAAUUAAGUAUAUGACUCUCUCUCAUAUAUAUAUUUUUUUCUACUUAAAUUGAAACAGAAGGCAAAAUUAUGGAAUAUCGCUGGUCUCAAAACCUGGAACCAGCAUGGUUCUUUCUGCCAAUCCACCAUAAAUCCCAACAUUGAUGUUUAUGGUGAUGUUCAGUGAGUGGCUCAUGGUAUGGAACCCUGGACCAUUCAGAUUAUUGGAGAUGAGUUGUGCGCUCUGAGAGAGAGAGAGAGAGAUGUGCACUGAGAGAGAUGAUGUUGGAUGAGAUGUGCACCGGAUGGGAGAGAAAUAUGGGGGGGAGUCAGUUUAGUUAAUGGAGAAUGCAGGAGGAGCAAAAUAGAAAGGCCAAGCAUAAUCACAUGGGGAAAGACAGCCGGGAUACACCUUUUUCUAGAGAGAGAGAGGGAUGACGCCUUGCUAACAAUUACACUAGUGGUGUGAGACAGGUAGCCAUGUACUUUGGUUGAACCUCAAGACUGCAAUUAACCUUUCACGUGAGCUACUCGCAUGGCUUUCAUAAAAUAUGACAACUAUCACUAUUGUUCAUGGCAACGCAGGCACCACUGUUUUGGAAUGCAAAUAAGAAUGUUAGUAUGAUUAAAUCCAUUUGUACAA